Molecule: messenger RNA, 4272 nt
Organism: Galleria mellonella (greater wax moth)
Lineage: Eukaryota; Metazoa; Arthropoda; Insecta; Lepidoptera; Pyralidae
Gene: serpin-6
Product: serine protease inhibitor 88Ea-like
Exons: 8
Coding region: 228-1466 (412 amino acids)
Molecular function (GO): serine-type endopeptidase inhibitor activity
Source: RefSeq, a predicted model, not a curated record
GUCCGUGUUUGAACCUCGGAAUAACGCUACGCUGCGAGCUGCUUUUUCUGUAGCAUUUAAAUCAGUAAAGAUUUAAGGAGUACCCUUAUAUUUUUAUUGAUUUUCUGUGAAAACGUGAUGUUGAAUUAUAAUCACGUAUAAGUUUAUUUUAGCUUUAAAGUUUAAUGUUUUUUGAGAAUAAAAAUUAUAUGUGUGCAUAAGUAAGGUCGCAUCGCGAGUGAUUAAACAUGAUGAAGUUAUUUGCGUUGGUUCUACUAAUUGCGGCGACUGUGAACAGUCAAUGCUUCUAUAAAGACGAUUCUUCUAAGAAAUUAGACCCUGCCGCACGGACUUCGUUAUAUAGAGGACAAUUAGAGUUCACACUGAACCUGUUCAAUAAGAUCAACAAGCAAGUACCAGAUGACAACAUCUUCUUUUCCCCGUUUUCGGUGUAUCACGCACUAUUACUCGCUUACUUCUCCGCCGGUGGACACACAGAAAAGUCGUUGAAGCAAUCGUUACAAAUAGACGAGCAUCUGGAUAAAAUAAACUUGAUGACAGCAUACAAAGUGGAUAAACGAUCCCGGUUGACUAAUAACAACAGCGAAAGUUAUGAGUUUGUAAGCGCCAACAAAUUAUUCCUCGACAACCAACUUGAAGCUCGUCAGUGUCUACUUGACCUGUUUGGAGAAGAAUUGGAAAAACUUAAUUUCCACGAAAAUCCUGUUAUGUCCCGUGAAUACAUCAAUGAGUGGGUUUCUCGUGUCACCAAAAAUAACAUCAAAGACUUAUUGCCCAUAGAUGGUAUAACAGAAAAUACUAAAUUAGUACUUGCCAACGCAGCAUACUUCAAAGGUGUUUGGGCAUCUAAGUUCCCCGCUGAGAGGACAAAAAAGGAAGCAUUCUUUGUAUCUGAAACGCGUCAAACUCUGGUACCUUUCAUGAAACAGAAAGGUACCUUCCACUACAUGGUUAGUGAUGAACUAGGAGCGCAGAUAUUAGAGCUCCCGUACAAGGGCAAUGACAUCAGCAUGUAUAUCUUACUCCCUCCUUACUCAAUGAAAGAAGGAGUAACUAAUAUAAUUGCAAACUUGACACCUGAACGUCUGGCAGCUGUUGUUGAAGAGAGCUACAUGGGGCGCGAAGUCAUCGUUGAAAUACCCAAAUUCACUAUGGAAAGAAAUCUUCCACUAAGAGGGAUUUUGGAAGACUUAGGAGUUGGCGAUGUCUUCAACGCGACUGCAGACUUCAGUACGCUAACAGAACAGAAAGGGAUUCUUUUUGACGAUGCCGUACAUAAAUCAAAAAUUCAACUUGAUGAAGAAGGCACAGUAGCUGCAGCGGCAACGGCUUUGUUCGGUUUCCGCUCGUCGCGGCCGCUCGAGCCAACGCGUUUUGUUGCUAACUUCCCCUUCGUCUAUCUGAUUUAUGAGCGCCCCACCAAUUCUGUUCUCUUCAUGGGUGUUUACAGGGAUCCUAAAAAAUAGAUUUCUUUAAUUUGCACAUUUUUAUUAUAAUUUUAAUAUAAAGAUACUUUAAAAGGGAUCGUCAGAGCCGAGGUAGAUUCCGUCCAUAAGUCCUGCUGUGUGUGUAUUAGUAUGUAAUAGGGCAAGAGGCAAGAGACAAAACACGUUUUUGAUUGCUUUAAUUUUUAAAAUAUCCACAUAAAUAAUUUUUUAAAGUUUACUAAAAUUGUAUUUUUAGUAGCGUGGACAGAUAUGCAGUGGCUGUUAUUUUAUUUUAGAAAUAUAGAAAAUGUUUAUUGUAAUUAGGUAUUUUAAGAAGUAGACUUGUAUAAUUGCUUAUUAUUUAUUUUUCAUGUAGAUAUAAUUAUGGACUAUUGUGAAGUUAUAUAAAACUACAUCUUUACCUAAUCUAAUAGUAUAUAUGUGGUUUGGAUAUAAUUUCACAUAUUUUUUUUAAAUGCAUUAUUUAUAGACAUUCUUUUUUUUAUUUUAGUUAAUUUAUUUUUGUUGACGUAUUCGCUAUCAAAAUUACCAAAACUGAGCAUCAUUAAUGGACACAGUUUUACUUUUUUUUUUCAAUAAUAAAUAUUAUUAUAUAAUUUAUUUAAUUAUAAAUUGUAAACAAAUACCGAUAUUCUAAUUUUUUAUUAAAAUAUGAAUAAUUAGUUAUAAGUUAACAUUAAAUUUAAAAGAUUAUAUUUUGUGAUUUAUUAUUAUAUCAACUUUCGUCAAUUUGCCGAAGGAUAAACAUACACUUAUUUUUUAUUUGUACUCAUUUACUUCUUUUAUCUAUUUAACAUACAAAGACCUAUAUUAUCUAAGAACAAUAACUAGGAAUGAAAUAGGUAGAGGACUGAUGAACGGGUAUGAUCUAAUACACAGAUUAUAAUUAAUUGAUAGAUAAAUUUUGUACAAUAAAUUAAGUUUUUGUAUCUAAUUUUAUCUGACUCAUAUGGAUACAAUUUAGUUUUUAAUUUAUAGAAAGAAACAUACUUAUUUAUCCAGCCAAAAAGUAUGAAAUGAAAUAAAUAAUAUGCAUUUUCAUUGCCGUACUUAAGGUUAUUUUCCAGAGUUAUUCUUAGUAGUUAGCGUAAGCUGUACAUAUGUAGAUUUACAUUAUGACUGUAUUCACGUUUACUUCAAUUUUAAUUUACGCAUAGUUAGCUAUAUUUCCAGUAAACUCAGACAUAAUGUAAGUCUUUGUAUAACUCAAAAUAACCGUUCUGUAUACAAUCUACGAACUUACUUACACUACCUAGCGUUAUAAACAUUUCAGAAAGGUAAUUAAAUGCAAUUUAAUUAUUACUAGAUAAAUAGAUAGUAACAAAAGCGGAGAUUCGAUCUUGAUUAUUUAAAUAUGUUUUUUACUAUAUGGUGACAGAGUUGUUACUUUGGAUAAUGCUCUUAGUAUUCAUCCAUAAGACAUUAUUAGAAAUUAUAUAGGAACAUGGAACAAUACGCCAAUGCACGAAAAGAAAAACUGAAAAAUAUAAGUCAAGCCAUCCGGUCAGCUUGGUUAUACUAAGUUUUUAUAAAAGUUUGAAAUACCUACAUAACCAGCAGAGAUAAGUGGAGAUAACGUUGUCUGUUCUAUAUAUUUUUUUUGUAUUAACGUUUACUUUCAGCAUCAUUGUUACAUAUUUCUUCUAGACUGAAAAGGAAAGCGGAUGGACCUCGCUCAUCCCAGAAUUGUCUAGUGCUUACUUCCAAUCCCUCUGGAAAAUCUUAAAUAUGCCAUAACCUUUCUAUUAGAUAUACUUAAUAUUAUAGAUAACAUAAUAAAAAUAUUUUCUUAUUUUGUUUUGUUUGCCCUCUGCAAAUUAGAAAAAAUAUCUAAAUGAAAUUGAUCCAGUAGUAUAUUUAUUUAUACUACUGUAUUAUUUGCAAUAUUAUUAGAAAUAUUUGACACUUCAAUACAAAUAAACCCAAUCCAUGCCCGACAUCGGGCAGCACUUGGUAUUAGAAAGUGAACAGAAUAAGUAUUCAGAGUACUCGAAUAUGCAUAUAGAUGAAAUCAAAUUUCUUUUUAAUUAUCACUGUUGUAAUAAUGAAGUCACAAAAUCACAGAUGAGACUGAGAGACAGUAAAAAUCCUAAAGCAUUGCUUAAGAAACUGCGCUUUUCUGCUAAAUACUAAUUUUCUUUACGAAUUUUUCUUCUUUUAUUCUAUUAAAUAAAAAAAAUCUGUUUUUUUUUUACAGAAUCAAAUAUAAAUAUACAUAAAACGAUUUUUAACACAAAAUGCAUUAUAUCCUAAUUUAACACUAUAUCUUAGACCUAAAUAGUGGCGAAUGACAAUGAAUAGAUCAUAUCUACGUAAAAAAUAAGUUUACAAACAAAUGUAUUAUUAGAAAUCUUACCUGGCUUCACAUAAGUAGAUAGAAUUUUCGAAAAAUAAUAUAUAGCCUACCUUUUUCAUUGAUAAUUGAGCUUUCUAUAAAUGAAAUCAUUAUUAAUAUUGAUUUAGUAGUUUUUGAGUUUACACUACAUUUACCAUUACAAACAAACGAUCAAGUUUUUCCUCUUUAUAAUAUUUAUAUAGGUACGUGUAGUAUCUUACAUUUAAUUUUUUUACUUUUACAUAAAAUAUGUAUAUAUGGAUAAGUUAAAAUAGCUUUGGGCAUGUAACGUCAUCUUAUAAACGAGAUCUUGAACUUAGAGCACUAGACAUUUGAUAGACGUACUUAAAUUUCAUUUUUUAAUAUUGCAUUUUUACGUGCUCUGUUUGCCAAAAACUUUCGAAAGUUCUCUUAACGUCUAAUAAAUAAAAUAUUCCAAACAUUGAUGUAGGUAUGAUAUGAACUUAUAUUAAAGUGAUAACUGGAAAA